AUGAGCGACCGUUGGGAAACGUUCCCGGUAUGGCAGGUGUCUGUUCCAGCUCUGGCUUCGGACCAUCCAUUUCUCAGGCACGGCCUGCUGGCUCUGUCAUCGAUGCACUUGCGAUACACGUCUCCACCCCUGCUGCAGUCGAGGUAUCUAGAUCUGGCAACUCAGCACCAAGCCCUAGCUCUAGCGGACUACAUUCCUGAACUGCGAACCAUAACAUCGGGGAACUGUCAUGCUCUUUUCGCUUUUUCCGCGUUGCUUCUUCCCAUUCGAUACUCUUUCAUCUCAGCGACGGAUGGAGAGAUUGGCACCGAGGAAGUGCUUGGCGAAAUCACUUCUGUUUUCGACUAUGUCAUUGGCGCCACCAUCAUCGCCUCCCAGGGGGAGGCUUGGCUGCGAUCCGGUGUGCUGUAG
Cladophialophora yegresii CBS 114405 is the source of this 411-nucleotide messenger RNA. RefSeq lists its product as uncharacterized. The coding region runs from base 1 to 411 and encodes 136 amino acids. The record is from RefSeq and is a predicted model, not a curated record. The transcript has a single exon. Gene Ontology annotation, molecular function: DNA-binding transcription activator activity, RNA polymerase II-specific. Gene Ontology annotation, biological process: regulation of transcription by RNA polymerase II. Lineage: Eukaryota; Fungi; Ascomycota; Eurotiomycetes; Chaetothyriales; Herpotrichiellaceae.